CUUUGCGGAGAAAGAUUGACGUGUAGCUAGUUUGAUGUCAUAGAACUGGGUGUCUAUUUUACCCAGUAGGUGUCUCAAAUGGCGACGGUGAUGUCGGUGGAGAGUAGGAGAAGGUACCUGCAACAAUAUAUGCUGCAACUAGUCAAGAAAACUUGUGUUUCAGCUAAUAUGACAAAAAUGUGUCACGAAAUGGCCAUGCACUGUUACUUACAUACACUGUUACAUUGUCUACAACUUGCAAAGACGCCUGCAUUUGUUCGCGCUCAAAAAUUCGAAAAAUAUUUUCAUUAUAUUAGACACGUCUCUUUUUUCACCACAAAAAGAUCGGGGAUGGUUGGUAGGAUGUGUGUAGGGUAUUCAAUUUAUUAUGUCCCUAAUAUUUCUUCGAAAAUUGUUAGUGUUUUGUUUAUGGCACAGGAAUGAAAGUCAGAAUGAGACUACUGACACGACAAACAUAUCGGGCGUUGACAUGUCACUGCAUUUUUCGUACCAUUUCUCAUCCUUGAACAUUAUCCGCCGAUAUUAUCCCACCCGCCAGAAGGGGUUUAUUUACUAAUUAAUGUAAGAGUUUGUACGUUUUGUUAGUUGCAUUUUCUAAAGAAAUCAGGCUUUAUUUUGGCAUUUUUGGGGGCUUUAUGCGAGAAUUUCUAUUAGCAUUAAAUGCCAGUUUUACUAACAUAAUCGAGAAAGGCCUACCUACCAAUGUAUACACGUAUCCGGAAUUUUUUCAAAAAUUUCCGGAUACGGCCGGAAAUUACGCUGGUUCGUACCUGUAAAAUACGUUUUCAAAAAUUUCUGUGGACAUAAACUUUUGGGCAGGCUGUGUAUGUUUUUUAAACUGCCGCUGACCCCUACGUCCAUAAUUAAAAACAAGAUGGCUUCCAGCAAUCGCAAACAUUGCUAAAGCUAAACCCAAUGUAGUCUGUGCAUAAUGGAAAAGAAAGACUCCAGUAUUGUCAAGGCUAUUAGAGACACCGCUGGCUCUUUGUUCUGGAUUAAGGUUGUAGGCAUAGGUAAUGAUGGAGUUGGAAAGACAUGCUUGGUAAAAAACUUCUGUGAAAAAAAGUUCUCAAAAAGCUAUCACCAGACAGUUGGAGUUGACUAUGGAUUCAAGCUGCACAAAAUCCAUGGAGUAGAAUACAGGAUAAAUUUCUGGGAUUUUGGAGGUGAUCCAGACUACAAUGAGAUAAGAUCAGAACUGUAUGGACAAACACAGGCCUGCAUGCUGGUUUAUGAUGUGACAAAUAGAAUGUCUUUUGAGUCUUUGAAGGACUGGCUAAAUGAGUUCUCUUCUAAUGGAGGGAAAAACGCUGUUGUUGCUGUUGUUGCAAAUAAGAUUGACCUCAUUUCCAGAAGAGUAAUUAGUUCAAAGGAAGGCCAAAAAUGGGCAAGAGCACAGGACCUCAAGUACUACGAGACCUCAUCAGCUAAUGGGCAGGGCGUGUAUGAGAUGUUCAAUGACUUACUUGUAACAGUUAUUGACAGGAAACUCCUCCGGGCCAAGCCAGUGGUAACACUAGAUAAAGAUGGCAAGAUGAAGUAAAGCAACCCUGGGAUAUAUAACUGUAUGAUAUGUAAAAAAGCAUUUGCUUCAAAAACGAUAGACCACAUGUUCAGCCAAAGAGUAAACCAGUUUGAGAACAGGCAGGGCGUGUACCAGCUGUUCAAUAACUUACUUGUAACAAUUAUCGACAGAAAACUCCUCCCGGCUAAGCCUGUGGUAAUGUUGGAUAAAGAUAUCAAGAUGAAGUAAAGCCACCCUGGGAUAUAGAACUGUAUUAUAUGUCAAAUAGAACUCAUUGUUUCAAAAACAAUAGACCGUGUGAGUAAACCAGUUUAAUGCUUU
This is a messenger RNA of Nematostella vectensis (starlet sea anemone), 1846 nucleotides long. RefSeq names its product dnaJ homolog subfamily C member 27. The transcript has 8 exons. The coding region runs from base 932 to 1543 and encodes 203 amino acids. The record is from RefSeq and is a predicted model, not a curated record. Gene Ontology annotation, molecular function: GTPase activity; GTP binding. NCBI's taxonomy places the organism in Eukaryota, Metazoa, Cnidaria, Anthozoa, Actiniaria, Edwardsiidae.